AUGUCCAAACAAGACCCCGAAGCCGCACCACCCCCCUAUUCGGAAUCCGCCUUCCCAACCACAUCCACCAUCCCCUCCCGACCAACAGCCCAAACACCCAGCCCCUCCUCGCUCCUAAACUCCCACCUCGCGACGCACCUAUCAAGCCUGCCCGCCCGGCUGCGCCAGACCCAGUCCGAGCGGGCGACGCGCCAGGCCCUGUGCGACCUGGACGUGGUGGAGCGCAUCGUGCCGCACGUCGAGGCCUUCGUCGCCGACGUCGUCGACGCGCACCCCCGGCCCACCGCAGAGCUCACCAUCGUGCCGGCCCCGGCCGUCCCGCCCGCUUGGGCCCUCAGCGGCGCCGCCGAGCGCAGGCGCGAGGGCGAGCUCGUCCACCUCGUGCGCCUGGCCGUGCCCGACACGUCUCCUCCGGCCUGGGCCGGGGCGUCGGACGACAAGGGACCGCCGCCGCCGCCGGCCGGCAACGACAAGGCCGGCCGGUUGGGAGACGCAGAGGCGGCGUCACGGUCGGCGGGAUCGAGCCUGCGGCCGGAGCGGGACUGGACGUCGACGCAGUUUGACGAGUGGGGACGGUGGGACGAGGACGCCGAGGCGGCGGCGGCCGGUGGGACCGCCGGCAGCGGGUCGACCACGUCGUGGUGGUGGCGGGACGAGCGCAUGGCGGAGCGGCUGGCGGCGCACCUCCGGCCCCGGCCGCCCGUCAAGAUGGAACGGCGUGAGGUACGGGCCGCGGUUGUGCAGGCAAAAGAGGACAAGAAGAGCGGCUGGGGUCUGUGGCGAAAGAAGUCGAGCUCAUCGACGGCGGCGCCGGCAUCGUCGGCCGCUGCUGCUGCUGCUGCUGCUGCUCCUGCUGUCUCUCCCGAGUCGCCGGUUUUGGACCACGAUGACGGUGUCAAGAUGACUGUCAGGGCUGACGAGGUUACGUUUCGGCGAGAAAAUGAUUUUGGGGUGUGGGAGAGCAUGAGCGGAUGGGGUAUUGUUGUUACGAUCGCAGUCCGGUAA
Messenger RNA from Pyricularia pennisetigena, 1005 nucleotides. RefSeq lists its product as uncharacterized. The transcript has a single exon. The record is from RefSeq and is a predicted model, not a curated record. NCBI's taxonomy places the organism in Eukaryota, Fungi, Ascomycota, Sordariomycetes, Magnaporthales, Pyriculariaceae. The coding region runs from base 1 to 1005 and encodes 334 amino acids.